AAGGAAAUAUUUGAGAAUUCGAACAAGCAGAAGUUCCUUCCGGACGAAGGAAAGAGGAAGCACGAAUUCGCUAACCUCUCCAAAACCCUAACAAGGGAGAGUCCUGUUUAGCCCUAACAAGGAGAAUCCUACGGCCAUUCGCCGACCACCACAGCUCCUGGUAAACACUCUCAAUCGUCGUCAUCGUGUAAGAAGCUUGGCUACUUCGUCUGUGAAUCCCUCACAAUUUAGUAAUGGCAGGUUCUUAACCCAUUUAAAUUUCAAAAAUCAUUUCCGACGCUCUUCAAUGGAACUCUGCACCUCUUAAAUCUCUUAGUCACCAACUCCUAUGUCUAUUAAAGCAGUGAUUGAUGAUGAUGAAAUUGUAUUUAAUAAUUUUUUGCUGGAUACAUGAUUAAAUACUUUGGUAUGCGGACAAGGGCUGUCAUACUUUCAAAUGAGCUUACGGUGAUUCGAUUUUUGUGUUACCAGCAGCGCUCAAGAACUACAGUGUUACCUAUCUUGGGCCUUGUAAUUAAUACCGGGGACAGGAUUUAGACAUACCAAUGGCAGCAACUGAAGACAAUAGAAUUAUCCUCGGAGUAGACGAUGAAGUGGAAGGAGAGCGCACAGGCUCGGAUGACUACUGCUUCAUUGGGAUCGGGGAAGCUGUCCCUAUCAAGCCUGGGGAUGAUGCUGAAUUUGAUCCCCAAAACCCUCCGUCUAAACCCCUGACCGUCUCUGAACGUUUUGGUCUCAUAUUUGUUUCUCAUUCCACUGGGUUUUGUGUUGCAAGGACCAAGGACAUUAUAGACUCAGCCAAUGAGAUCGCAGAGAGAGGGAAUGGUUCAUCAAUAAAAGAGUUGAGUGUUGUGGAUGUCCCAAUUGGGCAGGUGUACAUAUUAGCUUUAUCAGCUGACUCGUCCACUCUGGCUGCCUGUAUUGAUGGCAAAAUUCAUUUCUUCUCGGUCACCUCACUCCUAAAUAAGGACCAAAGUCCGUUUUUCUCUUGCUCACUUGACGACUCAAGUUGUGUAAAAGACAUGCAAUGGACUAAAAAGUUGGAAAAUUAUUAUGCUGUUCUUUCAAAUCAUGGGAAUCUCUAUUAUGGAGCUGGACAAGAUCCUCUUAAAAGUGUAAUGGAUGAUGUUGAUGCUUUUGAUUGGAGUUUGAAAGGAAAUUUGGUCGCUGUCGCACGAAAGAAUACUCUUAGCAUCAUGUCAUUAAAAUUGAAGGAAAAAGUAUGUAUAUCAUUGUCGUUCGACUCGUGGAUUGGUGAUUCCAAUUUGAAUUUUGCCGUAAAAGUUGAUUCUAUCAGGUGGGUACGUCCAGAUUCUAUAAUACUGGGAUGCUUUCAAUUAACUUCAGAUGGAAAGGAGGAAAAUUACCUGGUUCAAGUCAUCACAAGCAAAGAUGGAAAGUUCACGGAUACUUCUUCCAAGCCAAUUGUGCUAUCAUUCAGUGAUGUGUUUGAAGCUUUCGUUGAUGAUAUAGUGCCGUUUGGAAGUGGACCAUACAUGUCCUUGAGCUAUUUAAGUACAUGUGAGCUUGCCAUUACUGCUAACCGAAAGAGUACGGAUCAGCACAUUGUAUUGUUCGGUUGGUCACUGGAUGAUAGAAAGGAAGCUGCAGUUAUUGAUAUUGUGAGAGACACCCUGUGUCCAAAGAUUGCCCUUCAAGAAAAUGGUGACGAUAAUAUCGUCCUGGGCCUCUGCGUGGACAGGAUUUCUCAGAAUGAGAAAGUUGAAGUCCAGCUUGGAGCUGAAUAUAAGGAACUUUCACCUUUUUGCAUUCUUCUGUGUCUUUCUUUAGACGGAAAGCUUUUUAUGUACCAAGUUGCCAGUGUCACAGGACCUUCAGUUCCACCUGACAAAGUCUCUCUGCUUUCUGAUAAGGAAGAUGAUACUCCUACAUUGGUAUCUUCGGAAGAUGGAAAGCCUAGUACUUCUGGUGGUUUGGUUUCCAAAAGUGUGCAAGUGGGUUUGGGUUUUCAAUCUCAGGGAGUAGACAAGAAGGAACUUCUCAUGAAAGAAGGUAAUGGGAUUCCUGUGACAAAUGGGCCACUGCGUCCAGUGAAUUCAGAGAGACUUGAAACCCUCGGGCAGCAGAAGUUUCUUGUAACUAAGGUAGACCAAGAUACAGUUGGUCAACAAUCUCUGCUUUCUGCUCCGCAAGGUCCGUAUUUUGGACAUUUGUCUCCGAAGACUUCUUAUUUGGAGGAACCUGGACCUGCGGUUAUAGAUUUCAGCAAAGAAGAAACUAAAAAGCUUCCUGAAGGUGGAUCCAGUCCUGUUUCUUUUCCAGGAAAAUUUUCGUCUCAUGUGUCUAGCCAGUCCAUUUCCACAACUCUUCCCAGAGCUUUUGACUUAGAUAAGGAGUUAUCUGAAAAUCUUGAAUCAAAGGGUGCUCCAUCAAGUCCACCAUUGAAUGCAAAACAUACUUUUCCUGUAACCUCUGAUGGAGGGUUUUCAUUUGUUCCUCCUGGUUCUAUUCAGAGUAAUCGAUCUGACACCUCCAGAACAAAUUCGAGUAAUGCACAUUUUCCUGGAGUACCACAUGGAAACUUUUCCCAUCCAAAACAAGCUGCUAGCUCAUCAACGGUGUUCUCUUCUUCUGGAAAAACAUCCUAUAGUGGUGGACAGAGCGCAUCAAUUGGGCCGGUAAUUGCCCAUCCACGCCCCACCAUUCGUAGCUCAGUAUCGUCAUCCCAACAGAAUUUUGCACCGGUGAACUCUUCCAAAGAUAAAUUUCAGCCUAACAAAGAGAAUUACAGAGCUGCCUCCCCGACAAGGCUGCUGAAUACUGAGCCUCAGCUGUCAAAACAAUUUGGCAAUGUUGAUGAAAUGAUCAAAGAACUCGAAACCCUUUUGGAAUGUAUAGAAGGACCAGGUGGUUUCAGGGAUGCCUGCACUGUUCACUACGAAAGCUCCGUUUUAGAGCUUGAGGAAGGUAUAGAGACACUUUUCAACGGGUGCAGAGUGCGUAAGAGCAUAAUGGAUGAGCGGCUGGGGGAGAUCCAACUUAUUCUUGAUAACACUGUGCAAGUUUUAGCAAGGAAAAUUUAUACGGAAGGCAUUGUAAAGCAAGCUACUGAUGGGCAAUAUUUGGAUCUUUGGAAUCGCCAGAAGUUGAGUUCUGAACUAGAGCUGAAGCAGCAGCAUAUAUCAAAAGUAAAUCAGGAGCUGACUAACCAACUGAUUGAAUUGGAAAGGCAUUUGAAUACUCUCGAGCUUAAUAAAUUUGGUGAGAAUGAUGGCAUUCAAAUGAGUCAAAGAACUUUUCCUGGUAGAUAUGGGCCUUCGAGAAAUGUCCAGUCCUUGCAUAGUUUACAUAAUACAAUGACUUCACAAUUAGCUGCCGCAGAGCAACUUUCUGAAUGUCUCACAAAACAGAUGGCUGUGUUGAGUAUUGAGCCACCUUCUGCGAAAACACAAAAUGUGAGAAGAGACUUGUUUGAAGAAAUUGGGAUCCCUUACAACAGUGCCUCAUUUAGCUCUCCAGAUGGAAAAGUAGCUGGUGAUACCCACUCAAACAAAAGACUCUUAACUUCUUCAUGCUCUGAUGCUGGUAAAGGCCAGUCCAGGAGAAAUCAACCGAGUGGUACGAGGGGUUCUGAAUCAGAGACCGCAAGGAGGAGGCGUGAUUCCCUCGACCGGAGCUGGGCUAGUUUUGAACCUCCAAAAACAACUGUAAAAAGAGUUCUCUUGCAUGAAGACCGUGCCAAGGCAAGCGCAGAUAGAUCCGCCUUGUUGGAUAAGAAACAUGUCAAGUCCCACAUGCUGGAAGGAUCAGCAGUUGCUCGUGCAGAGCUCUAUACCACCACCUCAACUCUCUUUUAUCCUUCUGAGGGAGAAGGAAUUCAAGGUAGACCAGCAAAACAAGCCUCCGUGUUCUCAUCGCAUUCUGCACCCAUAUCCUCAAUUAUUGCCAGACAAAAUAAUGUAAGGGGGAGUUUCAAUCCAACUGCCAACCUAUCAAGCAAUGGGGUAACUCUUAUUGAGAAGCCUGCCCUUGUUGUCAACAAUUCCGAGAGGUCCCAGGUGGAACUACAUCAAACACCAUCAGUUUCCAAGAGGUUUCAUGGGCAGACACUUUCCUUGCAGAAGAAACCCAGUGAAAUGUCAGAUCCAAAUGAAGACACCUAUCUUGUGAGGUCUACAUUUGAGAAUGCGAACCAUCAUCCUAGCAUCACCAAAAGCUCCUUUAUGAAAUCUGGGAAAGGUCUUGAAUCACCAUUUCAUUAUUCAUCAGUUUUUGAUCCAGCUCCCAACUUGAAUGCAGAAGUUUUCCAGUCUGAUACUGCAGCAAGUAAAAGCCAUUCUGGUAGCUUAACAUCAUCAUCUCCUAUGCUUUCAACUUCCAGUAGUCGAUCAUCUGCACCGGUCCUUUCAUCAUUACUGCUUCCAUCUUCUUUACCAUAUCCAACUGAAAAAACCUCCAUCUCAAUAGGAAGAUCGUCUACUAGUUCCAAAACCGGUACAAAUGGUAGUCAGACUGCCUUGCUUUCCCAAUCAUCGAGCUCUUCCUCUUCAUUUCUUUCUUCUGUCUCCUCUUAUCAGGUUCCUGAAAAAGCAGUGCCCUCAGCUAUCCCCAUUGCUUCUAUGAACUUUGAAACUGAGUCUCCCAAGAGAGAGCAACAGCAUCCUAUACCUAAGCUUACUUCCACAACCGGAGAGAGUUCUACAGUUCAAAGUUCAUUUCCAGAGAAUGAGCCUGGAUUUACUUUGAAGCUCGAGUCUUCAUUGCCAGUCAGGCCCGGAGGUGAACCUUCAGCUAAUUUGCAAUCUGUGAGUAAGCCGAGUUUUGAUGGCAUGGCAAAUCAUACAAUGAAUGCAGCACUGAAUUCUAAACGAGGACCGUCAUUUGCAACAGACGUGUCUGCAGCACUUCUAUCAAUGUCUGGGAGUGCCAGUGGUGGAAAAAGUGAAAGUGCAAAUGUCGCGGUCACCCAGGAGGAUGAGAUGGAUGAGGAAGCUCCUGAGACAAGUCAGACGAAUGAACUCACUUUAGGAAGCCUUGGUAGUUUUGGGAUUGGUUCAUCCCCAAAUCCCACUCCUGGCAAGCCAAAUCCAUUUGGCGGGGCAUUUGGUAGUGUGGUGUCAACCCCAGCUAGCUCGCCAUUUAGUAUGACUGUUCCUACAGGAGAGCUGUUUCGACCUGCAUCCUUCAGCUUUCAAUCUCCACAACCUUUCCAACCAUCCCAGUUGACAAACUUUGGUGCGCUCUCCGGUGGGUUGAGUAUGGGAACCACUCCUCAGAUCUCUGCUGCAGGAAGUGGAUUUGGGCAGCCCGCACAGCCUGGAUCAGGGCAGCAAGCUUUAGGGUCAGUUCUUGGUGCAUUUGGACAGUCAAGACAGCUUGGCGGUGUUGGACCUGGUACAAGUCCCUCUUCCGCAAAUGGUUUCAGUGGUGGUUUGAUCAGCUCUCCUUCCACUGGUGGCUUUGCUUCUUCAACUGGUGGUGGGUUUGCUGGUGUUGCGUCACCUGGAGGUGGAUUUGCUGCCGCUGCCUCAGCCGGUGGUGGAUUUGCUGCUGCUGCCUCAGCUGGUGGUGGGUUCAGCGGCGGCGGGUUCGGUGGCAUUACUGCAGCUGGAGGGGGAUUUGCUGCCCCUGCAUCAGCUGGUGGUGGUUUUGCAGGAGCUGCUUCUGGCAGUGGAUUCCCCAGUUCAGGUGGUGGAUUUGGAGCCUUCAACAGCCAGCAAGGAAGUGGUGGCUUCUCUGGAUUUGGUAGCAGUGCAGGAGGGACUGGAAGACCCCCAUCUCCACUUUUCACACAGAUGAGAAAAUAGUCGCCGGAGUCCAAACCAAAAGCUGAGAUAAGAGAUGCUGCUAUUAGGAGCUGGAGCCUCCUUUUGAACCAGGAUGUGAAACCAAACUCUUCACGUUUUGCGUUGAAGACCCCAGAAUUGCAUGUUAGCAUUUGGUAAGCAGACUUCAAAUCACUAUAUUGUCUUAUUUUACCAUCUGUAUUUGAGGGUCAAGAUGACCCGGUUCACAUCUUCAGUUCUCUCUUGUAACAAAUGUUGUUCCAACCAUGUAUAAAUGGUGAUGGAUUCCUCAAUCUUCUAUGAAGGAACUCGAGAUUAAAGGCUGAAAUUGUCUUGAACACAUGAUGGACUCCUCCAAAACAGUGGGUGACUGAUUCAUUGUUUGAAGCUGUAAAAGAGCAGCAAAAUUAGUGUAGUUCAUGGUUUACGGCUUUCUUGCAGAGUUAUUGUUGAGUUUGUUCUCUUUUAUUUUCCUACGGUAAGGUUCAACAUAUCCUUUCUCCCAUGUAAAUGCAGAGUUAUUAUUCUAAUGAGUGUGUUCUCUUUUAUUUUCCUUAA
This is a messenger RNA of Rhododendron vialii, 6305 nucleotides long. Its product is annotated as nuclear pore complex protein NUP214-like. The record is from RefSeq and is a predicted model, not a curated record. Gene Ontology annotation, biological process: RNA export from nucleus. Gene Ontology annotation, molecular function: structural constituent of nuclear pore. Lineage: Eukaryota; Viridiplantae; Streptophyta; Magnoliopsida; Ericales; Ericaceae. The transcript has 18 exons. The coding region runs from base 546 to 5768 and encodes 1740 amino acids.